UAUUGCUUGUCCUAUUGGUCGGUUCGAUGAGUUCGCGAAUUUUGAAUUUAGAAAGUUAGCUUUUUAUUCCGGCACAAGUUAUGUUCGAGUCGGAUGCCACUUGCCAGUGGCCAGUCGUGUUUUGUGUGUCAGUGUUGGUAUACGUGCAAACCGCGAAGGUUUAUCGCGAGUGAACGAACUGUUUUCGCCUCAGCGCGUUCUUUUUUUUUUUUUGUAAUUUAAUCUGACCGAUAACGGGUGUGAGAAGAGAUGGCUGCCACUAAAUAUCUGCACCCGUUUCUCAACGGCUUGAAGCUCUUGCCUGAAGGACAUGAAGAUGAGGUUCAGCAGAUAAGAGAAUGGAUGAAGAGUCAACCCCACCUGCCGUAUAUAUCGGACGAAUACGUAUAUUUGUUUCUUCACUCAAACUAUUACAAAGUGAAAGAGACGAAGGACACAAUUGAAUGCUACUUCACACUUCGUGGCAACACCCCUGAUCUCUUCACGAACAGAGAUCCUUUGGCUCCCAAGAAUAGAGCUGUUAUGGAUAUUACACAAAUGGUAGCUCUCCCAAAUAAGACAACUGAAGGAUAUCAUGUUCUUCUGUACCGCCUUGCCGACUAUGAUUAUAGUAAGCUAAACUUCGCCGAUGCUGUUCGCGUCUUUUGCAUGUUCAAUGAUGUCAAACUCUCAGAGGAUAAGCUCUCUGAAGGAUACAUCGUCAUCUUUGACAUGAAGGGAUGUAGUCUCGGACAUUUGACCAGGGUGACCCUGCCGGCGUUGAGAGCUUUCAUGCACUACAUCCAGAAUGCUCAUCCGUGUCGUCUAAAGAAGAUCCACGUUGUUCACACGGUUUCCUUCAUCAACCAGGUCAUGUGUCUCGUCAAGCCACUCAUACACUCCAAUCUGUUGAACCUACUGAAUUUCUCUUCCGAAGGCCCCGAGUCAGUGGUCGAUAAGCAACUCCUACCCGAAGAAUUCGGUGGACCGAUCGUUCCUGUGAAACAGCUACACGACGAACAGAGGAAGAACAUGGAGGAGAACUACAGAGAUUGGCUAAUAGAAACGGAAAUAUUUAAAGCUGACGAGAAGAAGAGAAUAAAGAAACCAAGUAAAGGGAUGUUCGCAAGUUUCACGAGUAGCUUCAAAAGCUUAGAAAUAGAUUAAGUCGAAUAUGUUAAGAAAUCGCCUAAGGGACCUGACAAUUGUAUUUUUACUUUCCUUGUGGUUGUCGGAUGUACUAGUCUUUAGAUUGUAUUCCCACGGAUUUUCUAAUAUACUUAACUUACUGAUCAAAUUAAAUAUGUAUCUAUCGAUUUUCAUUUUGUUUCUGACUAAAAUUUGUUCGUAUUUUAAAUAACUAUUUAAUUUUGUAGAUUGGUCUAAGGGAUGGUGUUAUGCAAUAUUAUUAAUUUCUUUUCUUCAAUAACUUAUAAAACUUUUUCAAACUUUACGCAGAAUACAAAUAUGAACUUAAUUAAAAAUAUAUAUUUGAAUACCUACUUAUUGCAGCAAGCAGUAUCCGCAAAAAAGUCUUUCGAAAUAACUUUCUCUAAUUGGUUACGUCAUUUCAACUGGGGUAUGAAAAUUUUCAAGACCUUAUAGGUACCUCACGAACUAAUUAGCCAAUUAAAGUCCCUUUAGUAUACAAUUA
Messenger RNA from Bombyx mandarina (wild silkworm), 1633 nucleotides. Its product is annotated as retinaldehyde-binding protein 1. Gene Ontology annotation, molecular function: phosphatidylinositol bisphosphate binding. NCBI's taxonomy places the organism in Eukaryota, Metazoa, Arthropoda, Insecta, Lepidoptera, Bombycidae. The record is from RefSeq and is a predicted model, not a curated record. Gene Ontology annotation, cellular component: membrane.